Molecule: messenger RNA, 2625 nt
Organism: Coregonus clupeaformis (lake whitefish)
Lineage: Eukaryota; Metazoa; Chordata; Actinopteri; Salmoniformes; Salmonidae
Gene: glb1l
Product: galactosidase, beta 1-like
Exons: 16
Coding region: 101-2005 (634 amino acids)
Biological process (GO): carbohydrate metabolic process
Cellular component (GO): vacuole
Molecular function (GO): beta-galactosidase activity
Source: RefSeq, a predicted model, not a curated record
UUUGGAGCGGGGGACGACGCAUGUUGCUUCUCUGGAUCAAGUAGCCUAAACCAGGCAAAUGACAAGUUUAGAUCGUAUUUAAAUCCACACCCUGGAAACAAUGGAUACGAAGACUGUUUUCUCCCUAGUCUUCUUUGCCUGUUUAGCUGUGAAUAGAACUGUGGUUUCAGGGGCCCGUUCCUUCUCCAUAGACUACAAUAACAACUGCUUCCAGAAAGAUGGGAAGCCAUUCCAGUAUAUCUCCGGCAGUAUCCACUAUUCCCGCAUCCCCCAGUACUACUGGAGAGACAGACUGCUCAAGAUGUACAUGGCUGGACUCAACGCUGUACAGAUUUAUGUUCCCUGGAACUUCCAUGAGGAAAAGCAGGGUGUUUACAACUUCUCUGGGGAUCGAGACCUGGAGAACUUCCUGGAUCUGGCCAAUCAGACGGGCCUCCUGGUGAUCCUCCGCCCCGGACCCUACAUCUGUGCAGAGUGGGAGAUGGGUGGUUUACCUGCUUGGUUGCUCCAGAAACCAAACAUUGUACUUCGCUCAGCAGAUACAGACUACUUGGAGGCAGUGACCACCUGGAUGGCAGUGCUGCUACCCAAGAUGAGGAGAUGGCUGUAUACAAACGGAGGCAACAUCAUCACUGUGCAGGUAGAGAAUGAGUACGGGAGCUACUAUGUGUGUGACUAUAACUACAUGCGUCACCUGAGGACCCUGUUCCAGUUCUUCCUGGGGGAGAACACGGUUCUCUUCACGACCGACGGGAACACGGACCGGGAAAUGACCUGUGGGACCCUGGAGGGAAUGUACGCCACCAUAGACUUCGGGACAGACGUCAACAUAUCCCAAGCUUUCAGACGACAGCGGAGAUUCGAACCAAGAGGCCCUCUGGUGAACUCUGAGUUCUACACGGGGUGGCUGGACCACUGGGGGGAUAAGCAUGCUCAGGUGGACACCCAGAAGGUCAGCAGGAUGCUGGGAGAGAUGCUCAGUAUGGGGGCCAACGUCAACAUGUAUAUGUUUGAAGGAGGGACAAACUUUGGCUACUGGAAUGGAGCAGACCAUGACAACAGGUUUAGGUCGGUAGUGACCAGUUAUGACUACAACGCCCCUCUGUCUGAGGCAGGAGACUCUACAGAGAAACUACUAGGAAUACGGGACACCAUCAGCAAGUUCAGAGACAUCCCAGUGGGUCCCAUGCCCCCAGCCUCUCCCAAGAUGGCCUAUGGCUUUGUGACUCUGACAAUGGUAGGGAACCUCAGCAGCCUGUUGGACACGCUGUCGCCUCAGGGUCCCGUCCGAUCCCGGUACCCUCUGUCUUUUGAAGAGAUGAAGCAGUACUAUGGUUUCAUGCUGUAUCGGACCAAGCUGCCCAGGGACCUGCCAGAAGACACACCCCUCAUCUCUCCUCUGAAUGGGGUUCAUGACCGAGCAUAUGUCUCUGUCUGUGGGGUUUUCCAGGGGCUGCUGGAGAGAGACACGACUCUGGUGAUGAACGUAACAGGGAAGGAGGGGGACCAGAUCGAUGUUCUAGUGGAGAACAUGGGACGGGUCAACUUUGGCAGCAAGAUCAACGACUUCAAGGGCCUGUUGAGUAACCUGGUCCUGGGUGAAGAUGUGCUGACCGACUGGCAGAUCUACCCUCUGGACAUUGACGGAGCCAUCGCCUCCGGAUGGCCACAGUCAGGCCAGCGACGCUCCCCGCCCGGCCCAGUCAGAGGGCCCUCAGAUGGGCCAGUCUUCUACCAGGGCACCCUGCCUCCCAACGGUCUGGCCUGGGACACCUUUCUCCGGCUCAAUGAAUGGACCAAGGGCCAGGUGUGGAUCAACGGGAUGAACCUGGGAAGGUAUUGGCCUAAGAGAGGUCCCCAGCAGACCCUGUACGUCCCGGGGCCCCUGCUCAGCCCCACCCAGCCCAACAACAUCACAGUCCUGGAGCUAGAGAGGGCCCCUCCACACACCAGGGUCCUCUUUAUGGACCGGCCCCAGCUCGGCAGCACCGCUGGCAAGACAUGACACCACAGCUACAGAAGGUCAACAGGCAGAAGACAGCAGACACACACCAGGGUCUCCUUUUUUGCACCGCUGGCAAGACAUGACACCUCGGAUAAAUCAGCUUCUUCAUAGUUGACACAGCCAAUCCCAGCAAGGGAAACAUUCAACAGAGAUGACAGACAGCCAAUCAAUCCCUCCGAAUAAGUCUCUGUCCAACCAGCAUCAGCUAAUACUCGUCUAUCAAUCAAUGUAUUAGUAGUAUAUCCUGUAUCAAUCAAUUCAUUUCAGCAGACUUUUCUAGAGUGACUUACUUAGUCUAUAACAAAUGUAACAACUGCUGAGCCAGCCUUUCAGUUUCUGAACCCCUUUCUCUGCUACAUCUGCAGGAAGCAAAUAUGAUGAUCUGUUUUUAAGGAAACAUAAGGUUUGGUUUUCAGUGUUAAGCUCAUUAAUAAAUAGAUGACAGUUAUGGUAAUCAUUGUUUUGACAUGAUUUAAUAACAUGAGAUGCUGUAAAUAUGAUGCUUCUGUCAAAUGCUGCCUCUGUUUGCACUUUACUAGAUACCUUUUUAAUAAAUCAUUUUCUUAAAAAACGUAGUGUGUCCACUGUACAUUAAUAAACAGCAUUUCAUCACAUGUACA